UUCAAAACAACACGUGCAACGGACAGCGCUUCGGUUUUUAUUACUUUUGAGGGGUUUUCUAAGAGAAAUAAACCAAGAAGAUGCUGGAGGAGAUGAAUAAAAUGAAGACCACUCCGGUGCUGAGCAAUUCCCGGCCGGAGUUCAAGCAGAUACCCAAGAAACUGAGCAGGCACCUGGCCAACCUGGGAGCACCCCAUGUGGACUCCUUCGACGAGAUGUUGACCGUGGGCCUGGACAACGUGGCCAAGCACAUGAUUCCCAUCCACUGGCAGAGUCCGGCCGGCGAGAAGAUCUCCCUGAAGGUGGAGUCCAUUUGGAUAUCAAAGCCACAGGUGCCGCAGGAUGUGAUCGAUGUGCGCACCCGGGAGAUCUACCCCACGGACUCCAGGCAGCUGCACGUCUCCUACUCGGGCAUGUGCUCGGCCAGGCUGGGCUGGAGUGUCAACGGAGUGGCCAAGGCGCCGAUAAACGCGGAUCUGGGCGAACUGCCCAUCAUGCUGCGCUCCAAGGCCUGCAAUCUGGGCCAGGCCUCGCCGGCGGAGAUGGUGAAGCACGGCGAGCACGACAGCGAGUGGGGCGGGAUCUUUGUGAUCCGGGGAAACGAGAAGAUCGUGCGCAUGCUGAUCAUGACGCGGCGCAACCAUCCCAUCUGCAUAAAGCGCUCCUCCUGGAAGGAUCGUGGCCAGAACUUCAGCGACAUCGGUGUGCUGGUGCAGACAGUGCGCGAGGACGAGUCCUCGCAGAGCAACGUGGUCCACUAUCUGAACAAUGGCACUGCCAAGUUCAUGUUCUCCCAUGUGAAGAGAUUAUCCUACGUGCCAGUUUGCCUGAUCCUCAAGUGCCUGAUGAACUAUACGGAUGAGGAGAUCUACAACAGGCUGGUGCAGGGCUAUGAAUCGGAUCAGUACUACAUAUCCUGCGUGCAGAGCAUGUUGCGGGAGGUCCAGAGCGAGAAUGUCUACACACACGCCCAGUGCAGGAGCUUCAUUGGCAACCUGUUCCGCUCCCGCUUCCCAGAAGUCCCCCAAUGGCAACCGGACGAGGAUGUCACGGACUUUAUACUCAGGGAGCGUGUGAUGAUUCACCUGGACACGUACGAGGCCAAGUUCCAGCUGAUUGUGUUCAUGGUGCAGAAGCUAUUCCAGUGCGCCCAGGGCAAACACAGAGUGGAGAACGUGGACUCGGCGAUGAUGCAGGAGGUGCUGCUGCCGGGGCAUCUCUACCAGAAAUAUCUGGGCGAACGCGUCGAGUCCUGGGUGCUGCAGGUGCGCCGCUGCCUCCAAAAGAAGCUGACCACCGCGGAUGCCCUGCUGACCAGCGCCGUGAUGACGCAGUGUAUGAAGCAGGCGGGCGGCGUGGGUCGCUCCAUGGAGUCCUUCCUGGCCACCGGCAACAUAGCCAGUCGCACUGGCCUGGGACUGAUGCAGAGCAGUGGCCUGGUCAUCAUGGCGGAGAACAUCAACCGGAUGCGCUACAUGUCCCACUUCCGGGCCAUCCAUCGUGGCUCCUACUUCACAACGAUGAGAACCACGGAGGCGCGACAGCUGCUCCCCGAUGCCUGGGGCUUCAUUUGCCCCGUGCACACGCCCGAUGGAACGCCCUGCGGCCUGCUCAAUCACCUGACACUCACCUGCGAGAUUUCCAAGCGUCCGGAUCCCAAGUUGGUGGCGGCCAUUCCCGCCCAGCUGAUAGAGAUGGGCAUGAUGCCCCUGUCCAACCGCAGUGAUCCGGCCGACAAGCUCUAUGUGGUCUUUCUGGACGGCAAGCACCUGGGCCACAUCCUCCAGUCGGAUGCCACGAAUAUAGUCGACGAUCUGCGGCAUGGAAAGAUAUUCGGCAGCCUGCCGCAGAUGAUGGAGAUAGGCUUCAUUCCCUUCAAGAAGAACGGUCAGUUUCCGGGACUCUAUUUGGCAACAGGACCCGCGAGGAUGAUGCGGCCCGUUUGGAACCUGAAGUGGAAGCGGGUGGAGUACAUUGGAACACUCGAACAGCUGUACAUGGAGAUUGCCAUCGAUGCCAAGGAGAUGUACCCCGAUUUCACCACGCAUCUGGAGCUGGCUAAGACGCACUUCAUGAGCAACCUGGCCAACCUGAUACCCAUGCCGGACUACAAUCAGUCGCCGCGUAACAUGUACCAGUGUCAGAUGGGCAAGCAGACGAUGGGAACGCCCUGCCUGAAUUGGCCCAAGCAGGCGGCCAACAAGUUGUACCGCCUCCAGACGCCGGGAACGCCGCUCUUCCGACCAGUUCACUACGACAACAUUCAGCUGGAUGACUUUGCCAUGGGCACGAAUGCCAUAGUGGCGGUCAUUUCCUACACGGGCUACGACAUGGAGGACGCCAUGAUCAUCAACAAGGCCGCGUAUGAGAGGGGAUUCGCCUACGGAAGCAUCUACAAAACAAAGUUCUUGACGCUCGACAAGAAGAGCAGCUACUUUGCCAGGCAUCCGCACAUGCCGGAGCUGGUGAAAUACCUGGACACAGAUGGCCUGCCGCAUCCCGGCUCCAAACUGAGCUUUGGCCAGCCGUUGUACUGCUACUUUGACGGCGAAGUGGCCACCUAUAAGGUGGUGAAGAUGGACGAGAAGGAGGAUUGCAUGGUGGAGAGCGUGCGACAGCUGGGCAGCUUUGAUCUGUCGCCCAAGAAGACGGUGGCCAUCACGUUGAGGGUUCCCCGACCCGCCACCAUUGGCGACAAGUUUGCAUCGCGAGCGGGACAGAAGGGCAUCUGCUCACAGAAAUAUCCCGCCGAGGAUCUGCCCUUCACGGAAUCGGGUUUGAUCCCGGACAUCGUCUUCAACCCGCACGGCUUCCCCUCGCGUAUGACCAUCGCCAUGAUGAUCGAGACGAUGGCGGGCAAGGGAGCAGCCAUACACGGGGAUGUCUACGAUGCGACGCCCUUCCGCUUCUCCGAGGAGCACACGGCGAUCGAUUACUUUGGCAAGGUGCUCGAGGCGGGAGGCUACAACUACUACGGAACGGAGCGGCUGUAUUCUGGGGUUGAUGGCCGCGAGAUGACGGCGGAUAUAUUCUUUGGGGUGGUCCACUACCAGCGGCUGCGGCACAUGGUCUUCGACAAGUGGCAGGUGAGAUCCACGGGAGCCGUGGAGGCACGCACCCAUCAGCCGAUCAAGGGCAGGAAGCGGGGAGGCGGCGUGCGAUUCGGAGAGAUGGAGCGCGACGCCCUGAUCUCCCACGGAGCCGCCUUCCUGCUGCAGGAUCGCCUGUUCCACAACUCGGACAAGACGCACACGCUGGUGUGCCACAAAUGCGGCUCCAUUCUGGCGCCGCUGCAGCAGAUCGUCAGCCGCAACGAGGCGGGAUCGCUGUCCUCCAAGCCGGACACGUGUCGCCUGUGCGGCGACAGCAGUUCCGUGUCCAUGAUCGAGAUUCCCUUCUCCUUCAAGUUCCUGGUGACCGAGCUGAGUUCGGUGAACAUCAAUGCCAGGUUCAAACUGAACGAGAUUUGAUUGUUAGACCUUAUUUUAUGCCUUGUACUAUUCCUAAUAAAGUUGAUUCUGUAAAAA
Drosophila takahashii is the source of this 3527-nucleotide messenger RNA. It is a transcript of the gene Polr1B, whose product is annotated as RNA polymerase I subunit Rpl135. Gene Ontology annotation, cellular component: nucleus; RNA polymerase I complex. Gene Ontology annotation, molecular function: DNA binding; ribonucleoside binding. The record is from RefSeq and is a predicted model, not a curated record. NCBI's taxonomy places the organism in Eukaryota, Metazoa, Arthropoda, Insecta, Diptera, Drosophilidae. Gene Ontology annotation, biological process: DNA-templated transcription.